Molecule: messenger RNA, 2171 nt
Organism: Pistacia vera
Lineage: Eukaryota; Viridiplantae; Streptophyta; Magnoliopsida; Sapindales; Anacardiaceae
Product: TMV resistance protein N-like
Exons: 2
Coding region: 690-1844 (384 amino acids)
Biological process (GO): defense response; signal transduction
Molecular function (GO): ADP binding
Source: RefSeq, a predicted model, not a curated record
CUCCUUCUUCUUCCACUACUCCUUCAGUAAUAAAGAAGCACGAUGGUUUCAUUAAUUUCAGAGGGGAGGACACUCGCUAUUGUUUUGCCAGCACUCUAUGUGGACUUUUGCUUCAGAAAAAUAUCACUAUUUUCUUUGAUGAGGAGCUUGAGAAAGGAGAUGAAAUUUCGUCAUCUCUUAUAAAUGCAAUUGAAGAAUCAGCUAUUUCAGUUGUUAUUUUCUCAAAAAGGUAUGCCUCUUCUAGAUGGUGCCUUGAAAAACUUGCAAAGAUCAUUGAAUGCAAACAAAGGCACCAACAGAUAGUAUUACCAAUUUUCUAUAUUUAGAUCCAUCAAAUUUAAGGAAUCAAAUUGGAACUUUUGGGGAUGAAUUUGCCAAGCUUGUAGAAAGUUUUAAAAAGGAGAAGUUAGAAAAGCUACAAAUGACAGAAGAACAAUUUGAAGAGAAGAUUCAGACAUGGAAGAAUGCUUUGACAAAAGCAGCCAACCUAUCUGGCUACACCGCAACUAACACAACGUAAUUUUCUACUCUUUUACAAUAUUUAUCGCUUCAGAUGAGUUUCUAUUUCCUUUUUUUUCUUUUCUUUUCUUUUUUUUUGUCAAGUUUGCGAGAGAUAUAAAAUCAAAUCAAAUCUAAAUGCUUCUGCGCUUCAAAAAGUUCAAAUUCACAGGGUUGCAUUUGAACUUGCAAUGAGAGUUGUUCAAAAUGUUUUGAAGGAAUUAAAUGAUUUGUCCUCAGAUGUUGAUAAUAAGAACUUGGUUGGAAUCCAAGGUAUUUGUGAUCGCAUAGUUUGUUGUUUAUGCAACCAAGCUAAUGGAGCUUAUAAAUUGUUUGCUCCACUUCCUGUUAUUUAUAAUUUACCAAUUUAUAAUAAUAUUUAUGUCGUAGGAAUUUGGGGAAUGGGUGGUGUAGGAAAAACAACUAUUGCAAAGGUUGUAUAUGCUAGAAUGAGAAGUCAAUUUGAAGCUUCUUAUUUUGUUGAUAAUGUUAGAGAAAGAUCAAGCGGUAAUACUACAUUAGCUCCCUUGAAAGAGGAAAUGUUUUCUAGAAUAUUAGGAGAUAAGCCUAUUAAAAUGGAUACCACCUUUACAAAAAGAAGGUUUGGCUCAAAAAAGAUUCUCGUUGUUUUUGACGAUGUGACAGAUGUUUGGCAAAUAGAGUUUCUUGUUGGAGAUCUUAAAUAUUUUGGUGAGGGAAGUCAAAUUAUCAUUACAACAAGGGAUAAACAAGUGCUUAAAAAUUGUGUACUGCAUGAUGAAUUUAUAUUUAAGAUAGAGGGAUCAUGUGAAGAUGAUGCUCGUCAGCUUUUUUAUAGGUAUGCUUUUCAACAAAAUCAUCCUUUAAGAGAUUAUGAUGAGUUAUCACAUGAGGUAAUAAGGUAUGCUAAAGGCGUUCCAUUAGUUCUUAAAGUGUUAGGUUCCGUUUUAUAUGGCAGGACCAAACAUUUUUGGAAAAGUACAAUAGAGAAAUUACAAAUAAUUCCAAAUGAGAAUAUUCAGAAGGUGCUAAAAAUAAGUUACGAUGAACUUGAAGAUUUGGAGAAGAGCAUAUUUCUAGAUAUUGCUUGUUUUCUAAAAUGGGAGGAUAGAGAGUUUGCAACAACAUUCUUAGAUGCUUGUGGCUUCUAUGCAGAACAUGGAAUAACUAUUCUCAUUGACAAAUGUCUAGUAACCAUAUCAUGCGAUAACAAAAUAACAACGCAUGAUUUGCUUCAAGAAAUGGGUUGGGAAAUUGUGCGGCAAGAAUCCACGAAACAUCUUGGUAUACGUAGUCGUCUAUGGUAUCCUGAAGAUAUAUAUAGAGUAUUGGAAGGAAAAACAGUAAGUGUCAAAGAAAAUAUGUAAUUUUCCAUUUUUUUUUUAUGAAGCUUAGUUACACAUGUGACAUCUACGGUAAUUUACUAAAUAAAGAAAACCACAAAUCUUAGACCUUUAUUGGAUUGAACUACUCGAAUGCAGUUGAUAAGAGUUGGAUUGAACUUGCUUUAUUUGGUACACAAACCAAGCUGAUGUUUGAUACGAUAAUGGUUUAAUUUUUUAAGAUUUUGGCCUGUGAGGCUAAGUUCUGGACUUCUUGUUAAUGAAUUAAGUGGGUUUCAUAUUCCGUUAAUUCAGGUAGCAAGCAUUUUCCUUUAAUGAAUGAACUUGAACUUUUGUUGACAAAUUUUCAUG